AUGGCGAACGAUACGAGCAAGCUACUGUUGUCUUCACAACAAGAAAAACCCAAUCAUUAUACCUACCUGAAGGAGUUCCGCGUGGAGCAGUGCCAGUCGUUCCUGCAGCACAAAUGCAAUCAGCAUCGUCCGUUCAUAUGUUUUAAUUGGCAUUUUCAAAAUCAGCGGCGUCGGCGACCCGUCCGUAAACGCGACGGCACCUUCAACUACAGUGCGGAUAAUUAUUGCACCAAAUACGAUGAGACCACAGGCAUCUGUCCCGAAGGCGACGAAUGCCCCUUCCUGCACCGCACCGCUGGCGACACCGAGCGACGCUACCACUUGCGUUACUACAAGACAUGUAUGUGUGUCCAUGACACGGACAGCCGGGGGUACUGCGUCAAGAAUGGUCUGCACUGCGCCUUUGCCCAUGGAAUGCAGGAUCAGCGGCCACCCGUGUACGACAUCAAGGAGCUGGAGACCUUGCAGAAUGCGGAAAUUACCCUCGACAGCACCAAUGCCCUGAAUGCCCUGGACAAAGAGCGCAACCUGAUGAACGAAGAUCCCAAAUGGCAGGACACCAACUAUGUGCUGGCCAACUACAAGACGGAGCCUUGCAAGCGUCCACCACGCCUGUGCCGACAAGGCUAUGCCUGUCCACAGUAUCACAACAGCAAGGACAAGCGUCGAUCGCCGAGGAAGUUCAAAUACAGAUCAACACCUUGCCCCAAUGUGAAGCACGGCGAGGAAUGGGGCGAGCCGGGAAAUUGCGAGGCCGGCGACAAUUGCCAGUACUGUCACACUCGCACUGAACAGCAGUUCCAUCCGGAGAUAUACAAGUCCACCAAAUGCAACGAUGUACAACAGGCCGGCUACUGUCCACGCAGCGUAUUCUGCGCCUUUGCCCAUGUCGAACUUUGUGUAAUGGCCGAUGAGAAGACGUGGGAACAUGAACUUUCGCUUCGUGACCUCAUUUCCAACGCCUUGCCCGACUUACAGCCACGGGAUGUGCACCAUUUGGGCGAUAAUUUGUUGAACAUUGAACAUGGUAAUAGUACCAAUAAAAUGUUGGUAGAUGCUUUGGAAAAUACAAGAAAUUCCAGCAAAUUAUUAAAUUUCUCACGACCCCUGGACAGUCGUUUAGCUUGCUCACUGGAAGAUCCACGCGAGAACUCACUGUCGUCGAGUCUGGCCAAUACUAGCUUAUUAACACGUUCCUCGGCGCCAAUUAACAUUCCUAAUACGACACUAAGUAACUCUAUUAAUGAUUUCAACUCGGGUGGCUUUGCCGUCAACAUUCCCAGCAGCUCGCUCACCUACAGUCCAACCAAUCACGCCAAUCUCUUCGCCAUGGAUGCAUUCAACUACGGCGGAUCCAACAAACUAAGCAAUUCGCUCUCGGCUGCCACACAGAACGACAACAGCCUUUUCUUCCCAUCGCGUAUCAUGUCCCCUGGCUUCGGCGACGGCCUGUCCAUUAGUCCAUCGGUCAGAAUAUCCGAAUUGAAUACCAUACGUGACGACAUCAAUAGCAGCUCGGUGGGAAACAGCUUGUUCGAAAAUACCUUGAAUACGGCCAAGAACGCUUUCAGCUUGCAAUCGCUUCAGUCGCAGAACAACAGCAGCAUUACCAACGAUUUGCUUACGAAGAACGCCCAGAUCCACAAGCUGAGCAAUCGAUAUGACGAUGUGGUCUGUAAAUUAAAGAUUGCCGAACUACACCGCGACAAGGCCAAGCAGGAAGCCUUGGAGUGGAAGGAGCGCUACGAUCUGGUUCAGAUGCAACUCAACUUGCCGGCUGAGCUGCGAGACUUGUCCAUUCAGAAAUUAAAGCAAUUGCAGUCAAAGCUGCGCACCGAUUUAGAGGAGGUUGACAAAGUAUUAUAUUUAGAGAAUGCAAAGAAGUGCAUGAAGUGCGAGGAGAACAAUCGCACCGUCACCCUGGAGCCGUGCAAUCACUUGUCCAUUUGCAAUACUUGCGCCGGCUCGGUCACCGAGUGCCCCUACUGCCAGGUGCCGGUGAUGACAACACAUACCUAGAAUAUGUUCAAUCAGCAACAGGGCGGCCACAACUGGCCCUUUGGCUGAGAGAUCGGAUAUUAACACGCGCCCAUUGCGCGAACAGCAUGACAAUGUGCAUGACACACAAAAGAAAACUUUAGUUUUGUAAGCGAAAUGUUGAAACUUCUGAUCGAAGGCAUAUGUCAAACCUUUCUAAUGAGUUAUGUAUACUUCAGCUCUAUGCAAAUUAAUCAUGAAUAUUAGCAAUUACUAGGCACAAACUAUUAAUUGAAUUAGCUAGCUGCUCUUAACAAUUAAGUUAUAUAUUUUACUUUGUGGU
This is a messenger RNA of Drosophila persimilis, 2320 nucleotides long. It is a transcript of the gene unk, whose product is annotated as RING finger protein unkempt. NCBI's taxonomy places the organism in Eukaryota, Metazoa, Arthropoda, Insecta, Diptera, Drosophilidae. The coding region runs from base 1 to 2019 and encodes 672 amino acids. The transcript is spliced from 9 exons. The record is from RefSeq and is a predicted model, not a curated record. Gene Ontology annotation, molecular function: metal ion binding.